Messenger RNA from Helianthus annuus (common sunflower), 2337 nucleotides. RefSeq lists its product as uncharacterized. The transcript is spliced from 2 exons. Bases 1 to 2337 code for a protein of 778 amino acids. The record is from RefSeq and is a predicted model, not a curated record. NCBI's taxonomy places the organism in Eukaryota, Viridiplantae, Streptophyta, Magnoliopsida, Asterales, Asteraceae.
AUGGCAAGCCGAAAUUCCGGUGGUACCGAUGGCAGAUAUGACCAUAUGGAGCAUGUCGACCAUGAGGGCAGAGGAGAUAACCUUCGAUCCCUGAUUGUUGCGGAAGUCAGCAAAGCUAUAGUCGAUUUUAUGGGGUCGAUCGCGGUGGAAUGUAGUUCGUCCUUCAUUACCCUGAUUCCGAAAAACAAGGAUCCGGUGGGGUUAAAGGAUUACAGACCGAUAAAUUUGAUUGGGGUGAUUAGCAAAACGAUAUCCAAGAUUCUCGCUAAUCGAUUAAAGAAGGUGAUCGGGGGAAUAAUUUCGGAAAAUCAGACGGCUUUUCUUAAGGGAAGGUAUAUUCUCGAUAGCCCUUUAAUGUUAAAUGAACUUAUCGCCUGGAUUAAAAAAGAGAAUAAAAAGGCUUUCCUUCUAAAAAUUGAUUUUGAAAAGGCUUAUGAUAACGUCAAUUGGAAAUUCCUUUUAGACAUCAUGGAUCAAAUGGGUUUUCCAGGGUUAUGGCGUAAAUGGGUUGAAGGGGUUCUAGUUUCGGCCAGAUCCUCGGUUCUGGUGAACGGGUCCCCUACUUUUGAGUUUAGUUGUUCCAAAGGUGUUAGGCAAGGAGAUCCGUUGUCUCCGUUUUUGUUCCUUUUGGUUAUGGAAGCUCUAUCCAGUAUUUUUUGUAAAGCUGGGGUUGAAGGAUUAUUUAAAGGAAUUCAAACCCCUAAUAAUGGGCCGAAAAUCUCGCAUAUGUUUUACGCGGAUGAUGCUCUUGUGAUGGGGGAGUGGGAUAGGGCUAAUGUGUUAAAUGUAACCAGAUGUUUGAGAAUUUUUUAUAUGUGUUCGGGUUUAAAGAUUAACCUUCAUAAAUCUAACUUAUACGGGUUGGGAGUGGAAGAUGGUGAGAUAAGGGAUAUGGCUAAAGUGGUGGGGUGUAAUUCUGAUAAAAUUCCGCUCACUUAUUUGGGGAUUACUGUGGGAGCUAACAUGAACAGAAUUAAUAAUUGGACUCCAAUUAUUGAGGUUUUCGAUAAAAGAUUGUCGGUGUGGAAAGCUAAAACUAUUUCGAUUGGGGGGAGACUCACUCUGAUUAAUUCUGUGUUGGAAAGUCUCCCUAUUUAUUACUUCUCGUUAUACAAGGUUCCAGUAGGAAUUGUAAAAAUUCUUGAAGCGAAAAUGAGAAAUUUUUUUUGGGCGGGAUCAAAUGAAAAUAAAAAAAUGAACUGGGUGGCUUGGGAUUGGAUCACGUGGCCUAAAUCAAAAGGGGGGUUGGGCAUAAACAGACUUAAAGAGAUCAAUUUGGCUCUUCUUUUUAAAUGGGGGUGGAGGUAUAGAGUCGAAAAUCAAAAUUUAUGGAGAAAGGUGGUGGAAGCUUGUCAUGGUAAUAACAAUCAAAGGAGCUUCCUUCCACUUAAUGGAAAAAUUUCGGGAUGUUGGAAAAAUAUUGUGAAUGCGAUUUCUAACCUGAAAAUUAACGGGAAGGGUUUAAACAGCCUGAUUUUGGGUAAGGUGGGGAACGGGGAGGAGAUUCGUUUCUGGCUGGAUACUUGGUUGGGUGAUAAGCCUUUUGUGGAAAGAUGGCCACACUUGUUCGGUUUGGAAUUGUCUAAAAUGUGCAGGGUUGCUGACAAAAGGGAUGGGAUCCAAGGUUAUAGCGGUUUUGUGUGGAAUUGGUAUAGACAACCAGAGACAGAUGUUGAGCUUAAGGAAUGGCAGGAAUGUCAGGAGGUUCUCAGCAGGGCAUCAUUUUCAAAUAAUGAGGAUUUAUGGUUGUGGAACGAUGAAAAUCAGGAAGGAUUCUCGGUGAAGGCAGUAAAAAUGGCUCUUAUUAAGGAUAGAGGAGUUAGUCACCCCCCUAACUUUGAAUGGUGUAAAUGGGUUCCGAUCAAAUGCAAUAUCAUGGCGUGGAGAGGUAAUCUGGAUAGAUUAGCUACGAGAGUUAACUUAAGAAGAAGGAAUGUGAAUAUUUCUUCAGUUAUGUGCCCUUUUUGCGAUGAAUUUGAGGAAACGGUGGAGCACCUUUUUACUGCUUGUUCGGUGGUGGAGAGAGUUUGGUCGGCUUUCAGUGCUUGGUGUAAAUUGCCUCAGAUAUAUGCUUUCGACUUCAAAGACAUUAUGGAGAUUCACAAUUUCACGUGUCUCAGUAAGAAAGCAAAGAGUAUCAUUCAAGGUCUGGUGAUGAUUUCGUGUUGGUGUAUCUGGAAAGGAAGAAAUGAUUUGGUGUUCAAGCAGUUUAGACGAAGUCCACAAGAUAUUUUAGGGGAGGUUAAAUCGAAGGGUUAUGGGUGGGCUAGAAAUAGAACUCCUUGUAAUUAUAUUAGUUGGGUAGAUUGGUGUAAAUAUCCGUUGUAUAUGUUGUAA